UCGGUCGCCGAAGCUAAACAAACGUGACGCUAGUACGACCCGCCAUCUAGCGGUGAAUUCGGUUACGCGCACCUGCCCGCUUCGCAUCGCAUAGACUCGCUCGCGACAUUCUCCGUCGCGCUCGCACCACAGGCACGUAAAAAUAACCUCAAAACGCCUGAUCCCGAAACGACCAAUCACCAAAAUAUUGUUCUUCCUCACCAUUCUACCUGUGACAUCGACUGUUAACACAAACACGAGUGUAGUGAACGUGACGUAACUGCAGACGACGAUACUUGGAUUGCACAGUGUUCCUUCACAGUGAUAUUGUCAAAAUCGAAAGUUACCAAAGGACAAAUGUUCUGUUUGGUGGGCUGUCAUCGGGCAGCCCCCAAAUUCGGUGGAAUUAUGUGGUGGUGUUUAUUUUUAUGUGUGCUAAGCGCUAAGACGUUUGGAGUUCUUGGUUCUAAUAGCACCGAAGUAAAAUACGGCGAUGUAUGUUCGGUGAAGCAGUUCCAGUGUGCGAACGGGAAGUGUAUACCGCUGUCGUGGGUGUGCGAGGGAGAGAACGACUGCGGUGACAACUCCGAUGAAAACAUUGAAGAAUGCAAAAAAGAAAGUCGCACGUGCACAGCAUCAGAGUUCCGUUGCAAGACGGGACGAUGUGUGCCGAUGUCGUGGCGAUGUGACAACGAGAAGGAUUGCUCCGAUGGGUCCGACGAAGAACCGGGAACUUGUAAAGUGGAGCCAUGCGGUCCAGAAGAAUUCACCUGCCGAGGAAAACUAGGCGAAUGUGUACCACUUACCUGGAUGUGCGACGACAAUCCUGACUGUUCAGAUGGCUCCGAUGAGAAAGCAUGCAGUAAGGAUGAAACGUGUCGUUCGGACGAGUUUACCUGUGGGAACGGCAAGUGUAUCCAGCAGCGAUGGGUGUGCGACGGUGACGACGACUGCGGAGAUGGCAGCGAUGAGGUGAAAUGUGCAGCACCAACAUGCCAGCCCCAUACACACUUCUCUUGCGCUGACGGACACUGCGUCUCAGCCCGGUGGCGUUGCGACGGAGACAUUGACUGCCCAGAUGGCAGCGAUGAAAUGGGAUGCGCGACAACACCGAAGGUAACAUCACCUUGUAUAUCUACGGAGUUCGAGUGCCGGGACAGAAUGACAUGUGUGCAUAAAGCUUGGGUGUGCGAUGGUGAUAAGGACUGCCCGGGUGGCGACGACGAAGCACAAGAGCUCUGCCGAGGAAACGUCACCUGCAGACUCGAUCAGUUCCAAUGUAAAGACCACACUUGUAUACCUGGAGCUCUCUACUGCAAUGGCAAUAAGGACUGUCCGGAUGGUAGCGAUGAGCUGAAUUGCACUCGGCCGAAACCGCCAUGCGACAAGAAAACAGAAUUCGAUUGCGGCGGUGGCAUGUGCAUUCCACUCAGCAAAGUCUGCGAUAAGAAACCCGACUGUCCCAAUUUCGAAGAUGAACCUCGCGAUCGUUGUGGUGAAAACGAAUGUGCCAAGAACAAUGGUGGGUGCACGCAACGCUGCGUUGACACACCUGUUGGAUACUACUGCGACUGCGAAAAAGGCUACAAGCUCGUCGAUAACAGGACCUGCGAAGACAUCGAUGAAUGUGCGGAUCCGGGGGCGUGCUCACAGAUGUGUAUCAAUGAGAAAGGAACUUUCAAAUGCGAGUGUCAUGCUGGUUACGCAAGAGAUCCUCGUGACAGAACCCGUUGCAAAGCAACUGAAGGCCACCCAUCAUUACUUUUCGCUAGACGCUUCGACAUCCGCAAGAUCAGCCUAGAUCACCAUGAAAUGGUUGCAAUCGUUAACGAUACCAAGUCGGCAACGGCAUUAGAUUACGUGUUCAGAACCGGAAUGAUCUUCUGGAGCGAUGUUACGGAUGAGAAGAUUUACAAGGCUCCAAUCGACGAAGGUAGCCAACGUACUGUGGUUAUAGGCGACCAAUUGAUCACUUCAGAUGGUCUCGCAGUAGACUGGAUUUACAACCAUUUAUACUGGACAGAUACUGGCAAGAACCAUAUUGAACUCUCAGAUCUGCAAGGCAACAUGAGGAAGAUUGUCAUCAGGGACCAGUUGGAGGAGCCUAGGGCGAUUGCACUGAAUCCUUUGGACGGUUGGAUGUACUGGACCGACUGGGGUCAAACUCCAAAGAUCGAACGCGCUGGCAUGGACGGCUCUCAUAGGCAGACCAUCGUAUCAUACGACGUCAAAUGGCCCAAUGGUCUCACGCUUGACCUUGUUCGCAAACGAGUCUAUUGGGUGGAUGCGAAACUGAAUACAAUUUCGUCUUGCAACUACGAUGGUUCAGCGCGACGAGUGAUCCUGUACUCUACUGAUGUCCUUCGUCAUCCCUUCUCCAUCACCACAUUCGAAGACUGGGUCUACUGGACUGACUGGGACAAAACAGCUGUUUACCGCGCCAACAAGUUCAACGGAAAGGAUGUUGAGGCUAUCACUUCUACUCACACGCUGCAAAAUCCUAUGGUGAUUCACGUCUACCACCCGUACCGGCAACCAGACGGCGUCAACCACUGCGCUGCUGUCAACGGCCACUGUUCUCACCUCUGCCUCCCCGCGCCCAGGAUAGGUGCCCAUUCCCCUCGAGUCUCCUGCGCCUGCCCCAACGGUCUUAGGCUACUGCCUGAUAACCAGAUGUGCGUCGAAGACAAUACAGUUAUACCGGAUGAGGAGCUUCAAAAACAGACUAUUCAUCCAAACGAAACUAAAAUUAUUCAGGCUACACCUGCAACCAGUGUAACGGAAGGUGCACCUAAAGCAGGGUCUGGAAUCUCAACUAGUGGAAGAGACGCUGGCGUGGUCGCCGGAAUAGUUGUUGCUGUAAUUUCUGGUGUUAUUAUAUUAGCAGCUUUGAUUGCGGUGGUUAUGUACCGACAUUACGUCCAUCGCAACGUGACGUCGAUGAACUUCGAUAAUCCUGUGUACCGCAAGACCACGGAAGACCAAUUCGCGCUCGAGAAGAAUGGAUACGCGCCGGGCAGCAAACUAUACCCCAGCACCGUGGGCGAGGAGGCUCAAGAACCUCUCAACACACCCGGUACAAAUGACUUUGUAUAGUGCACAUGCUGGCAGUAAAUACGUUAGUAUGUCAUUAAAUGUGAAAAGAAAAAGAAGGACAUGUGAUACUAAAAAAUAAUGUGAACCAGUGAAAGGGAUGCGCUGACGUUUUACUAGUGAACCCAACAUGGUUAGAAUUAGUGCAGUGGCAAGUGUGAAGCUCCGCGGAACGUAGUUCUGUCCGCUCAUACCUCGCGCCGAUAUGGAUCUCAAAAUUAUGACCGUGUCAUUGACUCCAUCAUAUCACAUCACAAGUUGAUCAAUCAACUCUUUUGUACGGAAAUGGGAUCUUGGCAAAAGUUUUGUACUGCAUAGUCGUAUCACAUUAUAUUAUGUGUAGAGAUUAGAAGGGACAUGUUCGCUAUUAUUUCCUUUUUAGACUGUGAAUAGCAUUAAUUAGAGAUUCCAAUUGCUUUACCGAGCAAAUGCCUGGUGCAUUAUUAUUUAUAACGAGUUUACAAAUUUUUAUACUAUUUUAAUUAAGAAAUUUUAAUGCUAUGAUUUUGUAUACUUAACCGUCUUUUUUAUCAAAUUGGCAUCUGUCUGUGGCCUCUGACAACAAAGCUCAUAUUUUAUAGUGAUAUGUACUUAUUCAGAUUUGCAAUGGAUUUCUAUUUCUAUAAUAACUAUAGCAUUGUCAUAACAUUUUUGAUCUGUACAUAAAAUAAUAAUAUCUUUUCUUGUAGAUCCGACAAGUAAUGAUUAUGUGUACAAAAUGUAAAAGUUUAAAAUGUAUACCUAUUAAUACAUUGUGUGAACAUUGUAUUGAACACGUUUUUAUUACCUAGAUAUGCAUGAUCCAAUAAUCAUCCUGGUAAUUUAUUUUAUUUAUGUGUAUCAUAUACUUAUAUAGAGCCUUAAGAAAUUUUAUUUAUUCGGUAUCAUACUUAGACAAAGUUAGGUCAUUGAAGCAAACAGCUGUUGUGUGCCAAUGAUAGGAAAAUUUGUUGCCAAAUUCGUUUUAGUAAAAUUCACCGACAGCUGAAUUUAAUAGCAAAAUAAUUUCCAGUCACGUUUGUUAGGUAUAUCUAUUUACUUAAAUUUAUUACUUAUAUUAUGAAAAUUGUUAUACAUUAGUACAGUUUAUAUUUAUAUUAUAUUUUAAUAUAAAGGUUGUGUUGUACCAGCCAAUGUAACUGUGUAUUAAUCGCUAUUUGGAAUGUGACUUUGUCAAGCAAAAUCCUGCCAAAUCCUAAUCUAAUUAACCUAUUUGUAAUGUAAUUCAAUUACAUUGAAAAUAUACUUGAUGCACAUUUCAUACAAUAUGGCUAGCUCAAUAAGUGUGGUCACUAAAAUUAUUGUGUAAAUAUUGUCAGUAAAAUAUAUGUAAAAUGUGUUAA
Messenger RNA from Pectinophora gossypiella (pink bollworm), 4415 nucleotides. RefSeq names its product low-density lipoprotein receptor (gene LpR1). The transcript is spliced from 16 exons. Bases 337 to 3075 code for a protein of 912 amino acids. The record is from RefSeq and is a predicted model, not a curated record. Gene Ontology annotation, molecular function: protein binding; calcium ion binding. Lineage: Eukaryota; Metazoa; Arthropoda; Insecta; Lepidoptera; Gelechiidae.